AUGUCGUACCCUACACGUUCUUUAUCGACCCAUAUGCGCGCCCAGAGCGGCAUUGGUGCUUCCUCUGGCCAGCAGUCUGCGCUCUCGGCUCGUAUCGAGGAGAAACGCGCCGAGCUGGCGCAUCUCAAGGAGCUCAAGGACCUGAGCGGUGCGGUGGCAUCGCAAAUGGAGGCAUUGGAGCAGAAGCUCUCUACCCUGACGGAUGGAACAGAAGCCAUCGCAGCCGUGAUUGGCAACUGGCACAAUGUUUUGGGCGCCAUCAACAUGGCAUCAACGAAACUCGCGACGCCAGCAUCUGCACCUGCAAAGGAAGCCGAGGCGCCUGAAGGUGGUCCGCUCCCAGAGACACUCGUACGAAUCCCUACAGAACACGCGCCGACGCUACAUGCUCAGACGGAAAACAUGGAAGCCGCAGCGGCCGAGGAUGCAUCCAUGGCAAGCCCCUAG
Messenger RNA from Akanthomyces muscarius, 447 nucleotides. RefSeq lists its product as uncharacterized. The record is from RefSeq and is a predicted model, not a curated record. Gene Ontology annotation, biological process: mitotic cell cycle; attachment of spindle microtubules to kinetochore. The transcript has 3 exons. Bases 1 to 447 code for a protein of 148 amino acids. Gene Ontology annotation, cellular component: mitotic spindle midzone; mitotic spindle; mitotic spindle pole body. NCBI's taxonomy places the organism in Eukaryota, Fungi, Ascomycota, Sordariomycetes, Hypocreales, Cordycipitaceae.